UCUUCAGCUUCGCACUGAGCUGCCCAGCCCCAGCCCCGGGAGGCUGUUGGGGACAGAGGGAGGAAGAAGUCCGGAAGGCUGCCCAGGGUCAGUGGGGGGAGAGAAGGAGGAAGAAGGGAGGAGGAAGAGGAGGAAAAUAGGGAAGGGAGGGAGAGGAGGAGGAGAAAGAGGAAGAAGAGAAGGAGGAACUUCAGGGCUGGUGCCAGUCCUGAGCAGGAGCCAACACCUCUCACCCAGUGGGCUCCAGGCACUAUGUGGCUGAACUUCUUGUUGGCUGCCUUGCUACUGGCAGGCCCAGGAGCCUUGAGUGCCCGGAGUGGUCGAAGUCGCCGGGAGUUGGCACCAGGCCUACACUCCAGGGGCAUCCGGGAUGCAGGUGGCUCCUACUGUCAGGCACAAGACCUCUGCUGCAAAGGCCGGGAGGAUGACUGCAGCUUGCCCUACAUGGGCACCCUCUGCUACUGUGAUCUCUUCUGUAACCGUACUGUCUCCGACUGUUGCCCUGACUUCUGGGACUUCUGCCUGGGCAUUCCGCCCCCUUUCCCUCUCAUCCAAGGGUGUAUGUAUCAGGGACGUGUGUACCCAACCCUUGGGACCUACCAAGACAAUUGUAAUCGAUGCACCUGCAAGGCAGAUGGGCAGUGGGAGUGUGACCAGGAGCCCUGCCUGGUGAACCUGGACCUGAUCAACGCCAUCAACCACGGCAACUACGGGUGGACUGCUGGGAACCACAGUGCCUUCUGGGGGAUGACCCUUGAGGAGGGGAUCCAAUACCGCCUGGGCACAGUCCGGCCUGCCUCCUCUGUGAUGAACAUGAAUGAGAUACAAAUGGUCAUGGCCCCGCAAGAGACUCUUCCACUGGCCUUCAAUGCCUCCGACAAGUGGCCGGGCCUGAUCCACGAGCCCCUGGACCAGGGGAACUGCGCCGGUUCCUGGGCGUUCUCCACCGCAGCUGUGGCCUCGGACCGCAUCUCCAUCCACUCCAUGGGCCACAUGACCCCAGCCUUGUCCCCUCAGAACCUGCUGUCCUGCGACACCCACAAUCAGAAGGGGUGCCGGGGCGGGCGGCUCGACGGGGCCUGGUGGUUCCUGCGUCGCCGCGGGCUGGUGUCCAACCACUGCUACCCAUUCUCUGCCGGGAAUCGGGAUGUGACGGCUCCCGCGGCCCCCUGCAUGAUGCACAGUCGAAGCAUGGGCCGGGGCAAACGCCAGGCCACCGCCCACUGCCCCAACAGCCGGGCCCACGCUAACCACAUCUACCAGGCCACCCCUCCCUAUCGCCUCUCCUCCGACGAGAAGGACAUCAUGAAGGAGCUGAUGGAGAAUGGGCCUGUCCAAGCCCUCAUGGAAGUGCACGAAGAUUUCUUCUUAUACAAGAGUGGCAUCUAUAAGCACACGCCAGCCAGUCUGGGGAAGCCUGCGCGCUACCGUCAACAUGGAACUCAUUCUGUCAAAAUCACGGGGUGGGGAGAGGAAAGGCAGCCCGAUGGACAGAGACUGAAAUACUGGACAGCCGCCAACUCGUGGGGCCCCACUUGGGGAGAGAAGGGACACUUCCGCAUCCUCCGAGGGGCCAACGAGUGCGACAUCGAGAGCUUUGUGGUGGGAGUGUGGGGCAGGGUCGGCAUGGAAGACAUGAGCCCACACCACUGACCCCCUGCCCGGCCCAGCCUCGGCCUGCCUCGAGCCCACCCUUUGGGCCUUCUCCUAGGGGAGGACGUGGGCGUCCUCCAAGAAAUGGCCACCAGCCGUCACCCGCUGCCCAGACCGGAGCCACGGCCCAGCGGUGCUAAAGUUUGCUCGGGUCGGGGUUCAGCUCCCACAGACAGCAGAGCCCCCCAUCCUCGGAUCCCAUUCUGCUGAAACAGCAGUUCCCUCGGGGCCCCCCUACCCCCUGCCCUCCGCCCCAAAUCCUGCCUUUCAGCCUCAGUGAAGCGUGAGCUGCCCCUAAUCCCCGCCGGUUCCAGGGCCAUCCUGGCAGAGGGGAAUAUGCUGAUGUUGCGGUCCCAGGAGGAUGCCCGCCAGAGGGGACCGGAGCCCCCAGGACGCCCUCGGGCCCAGGGCUGUCAAAGGAGGCUGCAGCCUCCUCUCUCAGGUCCCCUCCCCCCACUCGGGCCCGGGGACCCUGCAGAGCCCGGGGACGCCCACCGAGGCGCCCCCUGAGGAUCCCCCGAGCACGGACGGACGCCCGGACGCCAUGCCGGCCAUCACGCAGCAGGAGAGGAGCCGGCGUUAGGCCCGAUGCCUUCCCCCCAUCCCCGGGCAGAUAGCGCUCUCCCUUGUCUCUUUACUGUACUUUCAGCCUUUAAGAAUAUUUAUUUUGCUUACUGCCAAUUGUAAAUAAACCUGAUUCACACA
Messenger RNA from Monodelphis domestica (gray short-tailed opossum), 2358 nucleotides. It is a transcript of the gene TINAGL1, whose product is annotated as tubulointerstitial nephritis antigen like 1. NCBI's taxonomy places the organism in Eukaryota, Metazoa, Chordata, Mammalia, Didelphimorphia, Didelphidae. Gene Ontology annotation, molecular function: cysteine-type peptidase activity. The record is from RefSeq and is a predicted model, not a curated record. Gene Ontology annotation, biological process: proteolysis.